This is a messenger RNA of Bufo bufo (common toad), 3688 nucleotides long. RefSeq names its product neuroblast differentiation-associated protein AHNAK-like. Gene Ontology annotation, cellular component: nucleus; cytoplasm. The coding region runs from base 223 to 2412 and encodes 729 amino acids. The transcript is spliced from 5 exons. The record is from RefSeq and is a predicted model, not a curated record. Lineage: Eukaryota; Metazoa; Chordata; Amphibia; Anura; Bufonidae. Gene Ontology annotation, biological process: regulation of RNA splicing.
CAAAGUAUAGUCCAAAUUGUGACAAGUUUCAAGAGCUCAUUUCCCUUGAGUCAGGAUCACCAGAGACUUCACCUUGGGCAUCUUGUAAAGAUAUGUGAGAAGAUCCUGCAUAGCAUGAAAGUGUGACAUUGUAUGCAAAAUGAGUUAUAUAUUGGAAAACAACAAUAAGGUGCUCCUCACCGGACGCCCUGGAAGCAUUUUCUGAUCUGCUGACCUUGAACGAUGACAAUGGAGUGUUGUUGUGCUGGGAUAAAACAUAAUGACCCUAUUGCAAGUUCUUUGGGACUGAAAGAAGGAGAUGAGCUUCUUGGGGCCACUAUAUAUUUCGAUAACCUACACAAAGCAGAAGUACUUAACAUUUUGAAAGCUGCAGAGCCUUACAAAACUAGUGUCCAGCUGCAUACAAAAAACGAAGCACCGCUCUCUCCAGUCAGUCCAUUCUCUCUAAAAACAGAUAAGAUGGCUGUGAAUACUUUGGCAUAUGAUGAAAUCUUCAACAGCAAGAUUCGCAGAUACCUUAAAGGUUCAGUCUCUAUGCAAGAUUUGUCCCAACAAGGCACUAGAGAAGGGCAACGGAAAUCACCAAUGACAAACGACAAAAUGACUGCAUUUGGCUCAUCCAUGCAGAUGUCUGGAAUUACAUAUCCGGAGCUCAAUGCUCCAAAUGUAUAUGGGCAAAUCAAUGAUGUACAGAUCAAAGCACCAAGAAUCAAUGUUAAAGGUUCAGCAGUUAAAGGGAGUCUUCCAGAUUAUCAAAUGUCCUCUGUUAAUGUUUCAGUGCCAAAAAUAAAUACCCCUAAUAUAGAUACAGAUUUUAAAGCACCUUCAUUUAACAUGUCACAGGCACAGAACGGUGUUCCAAAUGUUGAUGUGAAUCUGAAAGCUCCAAAUGUGGAGUUUCCUGGUGCAGCAGUAGAUGGUAAAACAAAAUUUUCAGGAAUGGAUCUCACCACACCAAGUAUCUCAGGUAAAGGGAAUAUCUCCGAUGUAAGCUAUGGUUCUACAAAUAUAAAAGGGCCCAAGUUUAAAGUACCCUCACUAAACCUUUUCCAUUCUAAAAAGUCUGAUCAGGAUGUGGAUUUUAAUGUUCCAAACAUAUCAGGAUCUGUCAAAGUUCCUGAACUUGAUGAUGGUUUCCCAAAUGUCCAAGGUCCUAACUUGAAUGUGACUCUGCCUAAAGCAGAUAUACAAGGCCCUAAAUUCAAAAAUCCAAAGGUAAAUGUUGACUUUCCAAAAAUCAAAGGUCCAGAAAUGAAUGUAAACAUCCCCAAAACUAGCAUUGAAUCUUCACAAAUCAAGGCACCAGAACUUAAUGUAGAUCUUCCUAAAAUGGAUAUGAAAGUAGGAAAAUUUCCUGAUGUCAGCAUUGAUGUUCCUAAAGCGGACAUAAACAUUCCAAAGGUGAAAGCACCAGAGGUAAAUGUGGACCUUCCUAAAGCUGAUUUUCAUGUUCCAAAACUUAAAGGUCCAGACAUGAAUAUUCAGUUUCCUAAAACUGAUGCAAAAGUUCCCAAACUAAAUGGCCCAGAUCUCAACGUUAAUAUCCCCGAUAUCAGUUUAAAUAGCCCUCAACUUAAAGGACCUGAAAUUAAUGUGGACCUACCAAAGGGUGGUAUUAAGGGCCCCAAAUUUCCUGAUAUGAAAAUUGAUAUACCAAAACCUAACAUAAACUUACCAAAGAUGAAAGGCCCAGAGCUAAAUGUUGAUCUGCACAAACCAGAUUUACAUUUGCCAAAGCUGAAGGGUCCAAAUGUUAACAUAGACCUUCCUAAAGCUGAUAUCAAAGCACCAAAACUUAAAGGUCCAGAUGUUGACAUUCCCAGUGCUUCUUUCAAAGUUCCUGAUGCUGAUCUUGGAAUUCCUAAAUUCAAGGGACCAGAGAUGAAUAUUGAUCUUCCUAAAGCCGAUAUCAAAUUUCCAAAAUUUAAAGGUCCAGAAGUAAACAUGGACAUUCCAAAGGCAGAUUUAAACAUCCCAAAAUUUCAGGGUCCAGAUGUGAAUGUUGACCUACCUACUUCUGACAUAAAACCCCCCAAAAUGAAAAUUCCAGAUGUAAAUCUUGAUUUACCGAAAUUAGACAUGAAAGUUCCAAAACUAAAAUUUCCAGGCGUAGAUUUAAAUCCUCCAGAAUUAAAAGGUUCAGAAGUCAAUGUGGAUCUUCCUAAAGCAGACUUAAAAGCACCUAAAUUAAAGGCUCCAGAGCUCAAUGUUGAUCUUCCUAAAUUAGAUGUGAAAACUUCCGAAUUUAAAGGCCCCGAAGUUAAUGUUGACAUGCCUAAAGGUGCAAUAAAAUUUCCAUCACCAAAGACUCCAGAUGUUAACCUUGAAGUUCCAAAACUAGAAACAAAAUCUAAAUUUAAGAUGCCUUCUUUCAACUUAUUUAGCAAAAAGGAAUGCCUGAUGCUGACUUAAUUUUAAAACCCACAAGUCAAAACUGGAACUGUGAAUGCAGAUCUUAAGGCCCCCAGCCUUGAUGUAAAUGCUCCUAAUGUAAAUGUUUCAGUUCCAAAAAUAAAGGGAGAUCUGACUGGCCCAGAUGCAAAUAUUGAUUUUCCGGAUGUAGAUAUGAAAGGUCCUAAAUUUAAUUUGCCCUCUUUCAAUAUUAAGGGUCCUAAGAAUAAAUUACCUUCACUUGAAAUGUCUGGGCCAAACAUUCAGACUCCUGAUGUAGGUGUUGAUACAUCCUUUUCGGCUCCUAAAGUAGAUUAAAUGCACCACACAGUCAACCUAAAAGGUCCUGAUGCAGAUUUAAGUGCUCCUAAGUUUAAAAAAACACAUUUACCUUCCCUUCUUUUCAAAUGAAGAGCCCAAAUAUAAAAACACCUGAUUUAAAAGUGGAUGGGUCUUUAAGAAGUCCACAAUUAGAUGUUAAUUCCCCUGAUAUUGAUGUUAAAGUACCAGAUGCAAACAUAAAUCCCCCUAAAUUUAAAUUGCCCUCAUUUAAAAUGCCUUCAUUCCAAAUGUCUGGUCCUAAGGUUGAAGCCCCCUAAUUUAGAAGUUGGUGGGUCUCAAAAACCUCCACAAGUUGAAGUAAAUGCACCCAAUAUCAAUGUUAAAAGGUCCAGAUGCACAGGUUAAAAACUCCCACAUUAAAAUGCCAAAUGUUAAAUAUUGUCAGGCCCACAGUUAGAACACCUGAUGUAGAAGUUGGUGGUUCCUUAAACACAUCCAAAAGGUAGAUUUGAUGGCCCCAAACUUGAUUAUGAAAGCUCCUGAUGCAAAGAUGAAUACUUCAAAAUUUAAAAUGCCAUCAUUUCAAUUGCCUUCAUUCCAAACGUCUGGUCCAAAGAUUGAAACUCCUGAUUUAAAAAUUGAUGGGUCAUUAAAGUCUCCAAAUAUGGACAUGAACACACCAAAUAUUGAUGCAAAAGGUCCAGAAAUACAGUUAAAAGCUCCAAACUUUAAAAUGCCUUCAUUCCAAAUGACAAGCCCAAAUGUGCAAGCACCUGAUAUAGAAGCUGGUGGCUCUUUAAAUGUACCAAAAAUUGAUAUAAAUGUUCCACAGGUUGAUGUGAAAGGACCAGAUGCACAAAUGAAAGACCAAAAAUAUAAAAUGCCUUCGUUCCAACUCAAAGGCCCAAAUUUUAAAACUCCAGAUGCACAACUAGAUGGCUCAUUUCAAACUCCUCAAGUAGGAAUAAAUACUCCUGAAGUAAAUUUGAAAGGUAAAGAGCAGAAAAUUAGCCCA